Messenger RNA from Ruditapes philippinarum (Manila clam), 1026 nucleotides. RefSeq lists its product as uncharacterized. Lineage: Eukaryota; Metazoa; Mollusca; Bivalvia; Venerida; Veneridae. Bases 450 to 1004 code for a protein of 184 amino acids. The transcript is spliced from 3 exons. The record is from RefSeq and is a predicted model, not a curated record.
CUUGUUUUUAAAUACAUGAAAAUAUGUGAUAAACCACACAUUACGACUCGCGAUAAUUGACGUUCCCAUAUAAUACAAUAGAUAUUUUUGCACUAUAUAAAUUAAGUUCGCCGAAACCACACCCUGUUAUAUAAGAUCAGUUCGCCGAACCUGUAGUUCGGUUCGACGAAACCACUCUCACCCUUUAACAUGACCCUUGAUAGGAAAUAAAAGUUAUUCCAUUUUAUUCUAUUCUAGGGUAUAAUUGUAUUGUUGUCAAUUUACAAUCAAUUUUUUGUUAAGCUUAUACAAAGUUCGUUUAAUUAAAUAUCGUUUCGUGAAAAAAAGCUUUUGCAUCUUCUCGGCCCUCGGAUAAUAGCAAAUGUGCUCCGAUUGGUAUUAAAAGUCCUUUUGGCGCAUGCGUUUGAAAAAGGUAAACGGCAACUUCCGGCACGUUGCGACAUUAAAAAAUGGCAGAUUCUGAUGAGAAGAGCACAUUAUUGCCAGUAGUUGUUGAUUACAUCAAACGAAAUUGCAAAGAGUUUGUUCCAAUGUUGAACAAGUCACCUAAGUUUAAAAAUGUACAGACAGAUGGCAGUCCUAAACUUGAAGAGGUGUUUUCUCAAUGGAAGAGUGAGGGUGUGAAAAGAAAGUUGGGAACUGAAGGCAGUCCAGCAGCAGCUAAGAAAGUCAGUGAGGGUGUGAAAAGAAAGUUGGGAACUGAAGGCAGUCCAGCAGCAGCUAAGAAAGUCAUUGAGGGUGUGAAAAGAAAGUUAGGAACUGAAGGCAGUCCAGCAGCAGCUAAGAAAGUCAUUGAGGGUGUGAAAAGAAAGUUAGGAACUGAAGACAGUCCAGCAGCAGCUAAGAAAGUCAUUGAGGGUGUGAAAAGAAAGUUGGGAACUGAAGACAGUCCAGCAGCAGAUAAGAAAGUCAUUGAGGGUGUGAAAAGAAAGUUGGGAACUGAAGACAGUCCAGCAGCAGCUAAGAAAGUCAUUGAAGGGUGUGAAAAGAAAGUUAGGAACUGAAGGCAGUCCAGCAGCAGCUAAG